UUCUGCAUCUGCCAUUGGUCGGUGGCGUUGGGGGCUGAACAAGCUACCCCCAUCCUCCCAUCUUCUUAUUGGUUUCUUCAGCUGUCAACAAAGAAAAAGAAGCAAACCAGUGGCACCCUACAAGUUUGUCUGUACCAGCAGAGACCCACCCCUCUGCAAUCCCUAUUGGAGGGACAGCCUCUGAGUUGGGUAUUAACAAACACCAGGAUAGGUUACCCAGGGAUACGGAAGCUGAUGUGUUUCCCCCCCCUUGCUCCAGCUCAACCAGGAAGUAAAGUUUCUAUUUUUCUCUGGGCUCAGAAGUUUAAUACCAGGCAAAGCAGAGGGGAAGGGGGGUGGACGAGGCCUCCCAGAAGAGGAGAUCAGAGUCACAGCUCGUAGUUGUGGGAGAGGAUGACGACGCUCAUUCACAGAGGGCGGCGUGCUGACGUGGGCAAGAACGCCGACAAGAGGCUGGAGGGCGAGGACGAUGACUCGAAAGACAGAAACCUGGACGAGGAGGAGUCUGGUGACUCCAAAGAUAUCCGCCUGACCCUCAUGGAGGAGGUGCUGCUCCUGGGACUGAAGGAUAAGGAGGGCUAUACGUCCUUCUGGAACGACUGCAUCUCCUCGGGCCUGCGCGGCGGUAUUCUCAUCGAGCUGGCCCUGCGCGGACGCAUCCAGCUGGAGCCGCUCACCAUGAGGAAGAAGAGGCUGCUGGACAGAAAGGUGCUCUUAAAGUCAGACACCCCGACCGGCGACGUCCUACUAGACGAGACCCUCAAGCACAUCAAAGCCACGGAGCCUGCAGAGACAGUCCAGUCGUGGAUAGAGCUGCUCACAGGCGAGACCUGGAACCCCUUCAAGCUGCAGUACCAGCUGCGCAACGUGCGGGAGCGCAUCGCCAAGAACCUGGUGGAGAAGGGCAUCCUGACCACGGAGAAGCAGAACUUCCUGCUCUUCGACAUGACUACCCACCCGGUCACCAACACCACCGAGAAGCAGCGCCUGCUCAAGAAGCUGCAGGAGAGCGUCCUGGACCGGUGGGUGAACGACCCGCACCGCAUGGACAGGAGGACCUUGGCCUUGCUGGUGCUGGCCCACUCCUCGGACGUACUGGAGAACGUUUUCACCCCGCUGGCGGACGACAAGUACGACACGGCCAUGAACAGGUCAAAGGACCUCUUGGACUUGGACCCCGACGUGGAGGCCACCAAAGCCAGCGCCACGGAGAUGAUCUGGGCUGUCCUGGCGGCCUUUAACAAAGCCUAAAUCCAGACCGCCUUGCCCGUUAGACGUAGCACGGGACCUUUGGGUGGGGAGCUGCCCUGGGCCGGGCCAGCGCAAACUCUGUUCUACAUGGCACCUGGGUUUGACUGAUGUCCACCCCUGCCCCAACCUACCUCUCUUGGUUGGGGAUUGUUGUGCUGGUAGAGCGAGCGACUGUAUGUUGUGUGUCCUCUUCUUGUAAACACUCGGCUAAAUGAAGGUCUUUGUCUCCGGUGGGGAGGGGGUUG
Mauremys reevesii (Reeves's turtle) is the source of this 1496-nucleotide messenger RNA. RefSeq names its product golgi phosphoprotein 3 like (gene GOLPH3L). Gene Ontology annotation, cellular component: cytosol; Golgi cisterna; trans-Golgi network. The transcript has 5 exons. Lineage: Eukaryota; Metazoa; Chordata; Testudines; Geoemydidae. The record is from RefSeq and is a predicted model, not a curated record. The coding region runs from base 394 to 1251 and encodes 285 amino acids. Gene Ontology annotation, molecular function: phosphatidylinositol-4-phosphate binding. Gene Ontology annotation, biological process: Golgi vesicle budding; Golgi organization; retrograde vesicle-mediated transport, Golgi to endoplasmic reticulum.